Molecule: messenger RNA, 3658 nt
Organism: Ictalurus furcatus (blue catfish)
Lineage: Eukaryota; Metazoa; Chordata; Actinopteri; Siluriformes; Ictaluridae
Gene: rufy2
Product: RUN and FYVE domain containing 2
Exons: 18
Coding region: 413-2533 (706 amino acids)
Cellular component (GO): cytoplasm
Molecular function (GO): metal ion binding
Source: RefSeq, a predicted model, not a curated record
UUGGAAAGUGUACAUCUGUGCACAUUUAUGGAAAGUACUGUAUUUGUGUACAGACAGCUGAUGUUGGGUUUGUGCACUGAUUUUGAUCCCAGCAGCAGAGGGAAGCAGAUCCCGCUGUAUUCUCUACAGGAUGACGUCAUCGCGCUGAGCUGUGGUAGUGAACGCCUCUCUCUCUCUGUCCCUGUUCCCCGGCUGUAAACAAAAUCUGCCGUGUAGCGCUCCAUUCUGCGCUUUUCUAUCCACACGGUCGUUUUUACAUGAAUAGACGCCGCAGUUUUAGGUGUGUUGUAUCCACGGGUUGAAGCUGUCGGUUUAUUAACUCUCUCUGCGUCGUUUUAAAAUGUCCACCGCGGUGAGUGAGGUGAAGACGGCGCUCCUCCCGGCCGUGUGACAGGCGCGUUCCCGGGCAGUGAUGGCCGCACCUGCAGCAGCAGAGCAGGACCUCACCUUGGCGGAGGCGGACUCCGGUAAAGACAAAUCACAGGUUUUCGGGAUCCUUCGGCUGCAGGAGGAGAGUAAAUGCGGCGGUGAGAAAGCCACGAGCAGCACUAGUGCUAGCAGCAGCAGCAGCAGGACAGACGGGAGAUGGCAGGCGCCCAUAUUCGCUUUAGCUCGGAAAGCCUCGGAAACCCUUUCAAGCGGAAUUCACGUCCUGCCCAAAGUGGCCGAGUCUAAAGUGUGCCCUUUUUCAGAGGAAUGGAGCGUCAAGGCCUUCCGGGAUCCUAUGGCGAUGGAGAGGGCCAACUUGCUCAACAUGGCCAAGCUCAGCAUUAAAGGUCUGAUCGAGUCAGCUCUGAGCUUUGGUCGGACGCUGGACUCUGAUUAUCCCCCACUGCAGCAGUUCUUUGUGGUCAUGGAGCAUUGUCUGAAGCACGGCCUUAAAGUGAAGAAGACGUUUCUUGGAUACAACAAGUCACUGUGGGGGCCUCUGGAGAUGGUGGAGAAGCUCUGCCCGGAGGCAGGGGAGAUUGCAGCCAGUGUUCGAGACUUGCCCGGCCUCAAGACUCCACUGGGCCGAGCAAGGGCUUGGCUGCGACUGGCACUGAUGCAGAAGAGAUUAGCAGACUACCUGCGUGUACUCAUCACCAGAAAAGAAAUACUGAGUGAUUUCUAUGAAAGCUCAGCAGUCAUGCUGGAGGAGGAGGGAGCCGUCAUCGUUGGUCUCCUGGUGGGACUCAACGUCAUUGAUGCCAACCUGUGUGUGAAGGGCGAGGACUUGGACACCCAAGUCGGGGUGAUUGACUUCUCCAUGUACUUAAAAAAUGACAUUGAUGACUACAGAAGUGAAGAAAGAAAUGGUCAAAUUGCUGCAAUAUUGGACCAGAAGAACUACGUUGAAGAACUAAACAGGCAGCUCAAUUCCACGGUUCAAGGUCUGCAGGGCCGUGUGGACUCGUUAGAGAAAUCAAAUUCCAAACUCAUUGAGGAGUUGGCAAUAGCAAAAAACAACAUCAUCAAACUACAGGAAGAGAACCACCAGCUAAGAAAUGAGAAUUCAUUAAUUAUCAUGAAGGCUCAGCGGCGUCUUGAGGUUACACAGGGGGACGUACACUGUGAGCUGGACACCUAUAAACAGUCCAGGCAGGGCCUGGACGAAAUGUACAACGAGGCACGGAGGCAGCUUAAGGAGGAGUGUCAGCUCCGGCAGGAUGUGGAGAAUGAGCUGGUGGUGCAGGUUAGCAUGAAGCAGGAGAUGGAACUGGCCAUGAAGCUCUUAGAGAAGGACAUCCAUGAGAAGCAGGACACUUUGAUUGGACUUCGGCAGCAACUAGACGAGGUUAAAGCCAUCAAUGUGGAAAUGUACCAGAAAAUGCAGACGUCUGAUGAUGGCAUGAAGCAGAAGAACGACAUGAUUGCACGACUGGAGGAGAAGACCAAUCAGAUAACUGCUACGAUGAAACAGCUAGAGCAAAGAUUGCAGGAAGCGGAGAGGGAGCGACUCAGCACCGAGGACGGUGUGCGCCGAUUCAAGCAGGACUUUGCCAACAAAGCAGACAGCCUCCAAAAGCAGAUUGCCCAGAGAGAGAAGCAGAUGUUGCAGCUGGAAACAGACUUGAAAAUCGAGAGGGAGUGGAGACAAACUCUACAGAACGACCUGGAAAGAGAACAAGAGACCAUCAACCAACUGAGGGCUGAAGCACAGCAAAUUACUGUGCUCAAGAAGGAGUUUCACAGAUUGCAGGAUGAGAACACGCAGCUGAAGGGGAUUUGUGAGGAACAAGAAAAGGCACUAGAAGAGCUGGGCUGCAAACUCAGCGAAUCAAAACUAAAAAUCGAAGACAUAAAGGAGGCCAAUAAAGCACUUCAGGGUGGGCAGGUAUGGCUUAAGGACAAAGAUGCCACACACUGCAAACUUUGUGAGAAAGAGUUCUCCAUCUCCAGGAGAAAGCAUCACUGUAGGAACUGCGGGGAAAUCUUCUGCAAUGCUUGCUCAGAUAACGAGUUACCCCUCCCUGCUUCCCCGAAGCCUGUGCGAGUAUGUGAUACAUGCCAUGCGCUACUCCUCCAGCGCUGCUCCUCCAAUGCCACAUAAGACGUACAUCAGCGUGUGCUGCCUAAGCGGCCGGCUUUGGCUUUAACCCAGAGUGCCGUGAUUUCCUGCAGUGUGUCAAGCUAUAACACAAGUGACCAAAACGGCUGUUUCCCAGUGUUUGAAGUUUACAUUUCACACGGCAGUUCUCCCCGUGGACAGCGUGGACGUGAGGUAGCCGUUUAAUGUUAAGUGCCCAGUGAAGGACGUGGGUCUGGUGAACAUACUGGUUCAAGUCCUUGUAUUUUUUUUUAAUUUCUUUUUCUUAAUUAUAUAAAGAUAAUCAACUGCCUUCAGCACUACAACUGAGCAGCACUAAAGUGUAUUAAUACUCCAAACAGGUGAACGACAUUCCAGUCUCUGUUCUGAGGAACGCAGGGUGAACAGUACAAUCUUUGUAUAGUGUUAAAAAAAAAAAAAUGAAACGCUGUAUUAGGGAAAUACGGUGGGGAUUUUAUUUAAGUUUGUUUUGUAUUAAAAUGAAUGUGUGCCUGUCUCUCAAAUAGGCAAAGUUUUUUCAUAAGGCACUAAUGUUUUUCCAAUGCUGCUCACAUUUGAUUGGGACGGUUCCAUGAAAUAGCAGUCACAACGUCCUGAACAAAGUAUUAUUCCACACUAUAGUACAUUACAGGCUGUACUUAGAUGCCAAGACAUGUUUCAUAAAGUGCAAAUCUAGACUGCUACUUGCCUUGAAUGUUCAAUACGGUUCAUCUUAAUGAGUUUAAAUGUAAACUGUUAUGGAAACAGUUGCUAAAAUGAUAAUUUUUGAAUAUUAAGGUGUAUGGAAUUGUAUACAUUUCUUUAAUCACUAAAGUGAAUACUUACAGUUUCUGUGCUCUUUCCUAUUUAUUAAUUUCUACACUUGGGUAACAUUAGACAACUAACAUUUAGAACUAGUAUUUUAUGCAUGAAGGCAAACUCUGAUAAGAUGUCUGCCUGUAUUUGCAAGUUUUAUAGCACAAAUUUCAGUCAGAAUAUCUAAAAUAAUAAAUCUGAAGUUGCCUCCUGCAUGUAUUUAGCUGAAUUAAUUUUUAAAUCACUGCUACAGUGCAGCAUCUACUACUAUCUGCAUAAAUACCUAGAAUAUCCAUUUAAAUAUACUGCAAAUAAGUUAUAUACAAAUAAAAC